Cloeon dipterum is the source of this 3301-nucleotide messenger RNA. Its product is annotated as heterogeneous nuclear ribonucleoprotein U-like protein 1. The record is from RefSeq and is a predicted model, not a curated record. The transcript is spliced from 12 exons. Gene Ontology annotation, molecular function: protein binding. The coding region runs from base 147 to 2987 and encodes 946 amino acids. Lineage: Eukaryota; Metazoa; Arthropoda; Insecta; Ephemeroptera; Baetidae.
UUUAGGCAGCCAUCUUUAUUUACUGUUUGGGAGGUGUGACUGUCGGUAAAGCGGUUGUCGGCUUGGUGCCCGAAAUCUGAGGAAAAAACCAAAAUUUCGGGCGAAAAGCUGAUUUUUAACUAAAUUAAUACAAACAUUCGUUCGGUAUGAGUGACGUGGACUUAAAUAAGCUCAAAGUUGUUGAGCUGAAAGCCGAAUUGCAAUCCCGCGGGCUCGACACGAAAGGCAACAAGCCGGUCUUAAUAGACAGGUUGAAAGAAGCGCUCGAAAAGGAGAAACAACAGCAGUCUGGCGACGUCUCAAGCAACGAAGUUGCUGUGGAAGAGCCUUCUCCAGACCCUACAAACGAAGAGGAGCUGGAUGAGGAUGCUGAAGAGGCGAUGUUGGCAGAAGAGCCCCCUGUCACAGAACCUGAGCCUGAAACUGAGCCCGAACCCGAGCCAACUCCAGUUCCUGUAAAGGAACCAACCCCACCUCCAGCCUCAGUCCCAGUAGAAAGCAGUCCCCCUGAAGAUGUGGUUGAGCCAUCACUAAAGAAAGAGCCAUCACCGCCACCUGAAGCUGAGCAGCCCCCGCCACAGGAGGAACCUUCUCCUACUCAAGAGAUAAAAGAGGAACCUGUCCAUGAGAUAAAAGAGGAACCUGUUCUUGAGACAAAAGAGGAACAACCUGUCCCUGAGACAAAAGAGGAACCUGUCCACGAGGAAACAGAGGACGUGAAGGCAGAGGAACCUGAACCUGAAAAUGACAAUGAGAAGCCUGCAGAGGCUGAGGUUAAGGAGGAAGAGAAGGCUCUUGAGGCAAUGGAGACAAACCAAACUGAGGAGACAAAAGAUGAUGUAAACAAUGACGAGAAGCGGGGAAAGAAGAGGCAGCAUUCUCCUGAAAGUGUCAAAGAGAGCAAAGUGCCACAAGAAGAUGAGCCUGAAUUUGACCAAAAGCUUUGUCUACUCAGUUGGUUUGAUUCUGACUUGAACUUAAUCAUCAACAAAAAUGAAUUCCUGAAGGCCGAACCAAUGUGCAAAGGAGGCUUCGCCUUCUGCUGGGCCGGCGCUAGGGCCAGCUUUGGCCUGAAAAGUGGUAAAGCCUUUUUUGAAGUCAUGAUCGACAAAUACUUGGACGUUUCCCACCUUGAAAAUGAGACCAAUCCAAAUGUUGUCCGAGUUGGUUGGUCCGUCCAGUCUGCUUCAAUGCAGCUGGGAGAGGAAGAGCUCACCUAUGGAUAUGGUGGCACAGGAAAAAUCUCAACAAACUGCAAGUUCUCCGAUUAUGGAAAAGUUUUUCACGAGGGUUCAGUCGUUGGUGCAUAUUUGGAUAUGAGUGGUGAUGACAUCACCAUGACCUAUACAGUCGAUGGCGAAGACCAGGGAGUUGCAUUUACAGUGCCAAGAGCUGAUUUGAACGGCCAAUCCCUAUUCCCCCACGUUCUCACCAAAAACUGCAGUUUUUCGUGCAACUUUGGUAAUGAUGAACCCUGGUUCCCUCCUUCGGACAGCUCAUUCCAACAAAUCGGUCGGUUGGUAAUCGACGAGAACGUCGUGCUUGGUCCUCAGCGGCCAGCGAGCAAAGCGGACUGCGAAGUUCUUAUGAUGGUUGGAGUUCCCGGCAGCGGUAAAACCUUCUGGGCCAAUAAACACACCAGUGAAAACAGCGAAAAGCAUUAUAAUGUUCUUGGAACUAACACCCUCAUCGAUAAAAUGAAGGUUAUGGGCCUGCCACGGCGCCGCAACUACAAUGGGCGGUGGGAGGAACUGAUUUCCUCAUGCACGGAUUGCUUUAACAAGCUUCUACAGGUGGCAGCAACGCGUCGCCGAAAUUACAUUCUGGAUCAGACCAAUGUCUACUCUUCAGCUAGGCAAAGGAAAAUGCAAGCUUUCAAGGGCUUCAACAGAGUGGCCGUGGUGGUCGUUCCCACUCCAGAAGAAUUGACCAGGCGCACCGAAAAGCGAGAAAGAGAGGAGGGCAAGGACGUACCUGACUCUGCUGUAUUUGAAAUGAAAGCAAACUUCGUGCUGCCAUCUAAAGGUGACGUCUUUGACGAGGUGCGUUUUGUCGAAGCACCUGAGGAGGAAGCAGUAAAAAUAGUUGACGAGUAUGUCAAAGAGGCCAGUGCAGCUGGUUACCGGAAGAAGGAGGACGCCAAGGUGCCUCGCUACGAAAAUAAACAGGGCUACAGCAGCCACAGAAGUAACACCGGCAACACGAAUUCGAGGUACCACUCUGGUGGCGGCAGUCAGAGCCGUUUCAGCGGUGGUGGAGUCCGAGACUACAGGAAUCAGCAGGACUUCAGAAAUCCCAGAUUUGGCGGCGGGAGAGGUGGAGACAACAACCGCUUCAUGCGCCGAGACCAGAGAGAUGGUAGUUUCAGAGGUGCGAGUGGUGGCGGCGGCGGUGGUUUCCGUGGAAGCGGCGGCGGUGGUGCUUGGCGUGGAGGCCGCGAUAACAGGGACACUAGAGGCUACGAGCGCCAAGACUACAAUCGCCGCGGAGGCGGUGGCGAGUACAGACGCCCACCCAAAGACUACAACAAAGACAGAGGCUAUAAUAGGCACCCUGGUGACAGAGAUCGCAGAACCGAACGAUAUGGAGGUAACCAGUGGUCCAGUGGCGGUGGCACCGGCUCAAACUACAAUUCAGGUGGAUAUAAUCAGUCCAGUGGAUAUGCUGGCUACGGCCAGCAGCAACGAAGCUACAGUCAAAACCAGUAUGGGGGCUACAGCUCGUUCUCAUCUUAUCCAAAUCAACAACAGCAACCGCAGCAGCAAACUGGCUACCAUCAGUCCGGCCAACAGAGCUGGUCCGGGUAUGCACCUCAACAACAACAGCAGCAGCAGCAGCAACCGCAGCAAUCGACCUAUGGAGGUGGCUGGCAACAGUAUGGAGGCUAUGGUGCUGCUCAGUCUCAACCGGGAUACCAGCAAAGCUAUAGCACUACUGGAUACCAGCAAAAUCAGACGUCAGGAAGCUACAGCACUGCCCCGAAGUAGACAGACAUUUUUGUCAGUUUGUGCGAGCGUUGCCGCCGUUUCUAAUGUUUUGAUUAAUUUUCCUGUAAAAAUGGACAGUGGAUGAAUUCAUUAUUUGGAUGAAACUGUAUAAUAAAGUAAUUGUCAUUUUGGAAUUGAUGCAGAAAAAUGAAUUUAGAGUUUGAAUGUGAAGUGAUCUCGCACUGACAGUAGCUAAUUUGUUGUGGUUGCAACCCUUGAAAGUUAGAGCAUUUCUUAUUUUGACAUGUCAUUAUGUACAAAUAAUACACUAUGAAACAUUUUUGAAUUAAAUAGUACAAUAUCUUUGAAGCUCC